AUGGCCACUGACGACAUCGCUGUUGACAUUGACGACAAUAUCAACAAUCCCAACAUUGGAACUAACGCGGACUACACUGAUCCAGGCCCACUCGCACUGAGAAUCCCAGAGAUCCUCGACCACAUUAUAAAAUACCUCCCUACCAGGAACCUGUAUGAAUUCCAGCUGGUCAGCAAACUGUGGCGUCAAACCGCCCUUGGCCAUCGUACCGCAUACGGGGCCUUCGUGGACUGCAUGAAGGAACUAUACGCCUCACGACCUCGACAUAAAAACAUCUAUAUGCUCAACACCUAUGUUCUCCAAUACUCGGCUAAUGACACCUACGCCCACUCUCGACCAAAUGCCACCCAAUUUGUCUUCUCAUGCCAAACCGGCUCUGGCAGCGGCGAUAGAAGCUAUAGCAACCACGAUCACCCCCACAAGAAACAUUGCAACAGACACGGAGAUGGGGCUUUGACCUCGCAGAGUGGCUACUCUACCUCCGAAAUCAUCAAGAAUUUCCAUUUCAGACGACGAUACUCGGACUCGGACUUGACCUCAUCCACAUCGAGAAUCGCACCGGACGUAUGCCCGCCACCUCCAGUGCACCCUUACUCGCCCUACCAGAUCGUGCCUUCCGACCAGCACGAGUCCAUUAACCGCUUGAUGGAGGCGCAUUCGAUCAGUGGGCCUAGCUCAGCGGAUUUCAGCGGCUUCGGCUACGAGACCGGUUCCAUGGACUUUGGUCAAUCGUCGACUCAUGCCUCCAGCCUGAGAGUCGUGCCCUGUCCCUUCGAGACCCUUUCGGACGGCUCACUGUCGAACGACGAUGGCUCUCCAUCUAACGAAUCUCCGAGCGCGAGCACGGCUCUGCAUGGGGGACCCGAGUGCGAAUUUGAGGAGACAAGUGCAGCAAUGGAAUGGGCCAAAGAGGAGAAGCAUAAAUAUGUGGAGUUUAAGAGAGGCACCAAGCGUUCACGCGACAGCAAGUCCUCUCGCAACUGGAGCGUGUCGGUGCAGACGUAUUUCUCUCAGCGGGCGGCUCUGAACGCGAUGAUCAAGGCAUGCAAGGACUACAUGCAUCAAAAGGAGGAUGAGAUGGUCUCGGUCCUGGAGAAAGGGGAUGCCCUCCGGAUUGUCUGGAAUGAAUCGACGAGGCAGGAGUACGUCUGGGAGGUCGUUGUAACAGACAUGGACAGGGCGGAUCCGGGCGAUUAUGUGGAGGAGGAUUAUGUGCCGAAGAGCGGUUAA
Messenger RNA from Gamsiella multidivaricata, 1230 nucleotides. RefSeq lists its product as uncharacterized. Gene Ontology annotation, molecular function: protein binding. NCBI's taxonomy places the organism in Eukaryota, Fungi, Mortierellomycota, Mortierellomycetes, Mortierellales, Mortierellaceae. Bases 1 to 1230 code for a protein of 409 amino acids. The transcript has a single exon. The record is from RefSeq and is a predicted model, not a curated record.